This is a messenger RNA of Teleopsis dalmanni, 1338 nucleotides long. RefSeq lists its product as uncharacterized. The record is from RefSeq and is a predicted model, not a curated record. Lineage: Eukaryota; Metazoa; Arthropoda; Insecta; Diptera; Diopsidae. Bases 1 to 1338 code for a protein of 445 amino acids. The transcript has a single exon.
AUGGAACAUAAUUUAGAUAAUAAUAAUAAAAACAAUAUAAAAAAACCAGCAGGAACACACACUGCAAAUAAACUGGUAAAUCGGUCAGAGUCUGAUAUCCAACAUACCGAUCGCCAGGCACCCUUUCCAAAACGGAAAGCGGAAAAAAGUACUGAGGGCAAAGAAGCUAGGAACAAUACUAGCUCUCUGCCAACUGAAUCAAAAACGGAAUCUUCGUUACGAAAAGGAAGUCAAGGAACUCUGGGUUCAAAGGUUGCACCAAAAGAUGUAACGAUCGAAACACUACCACAGCCCUCCACAACUACUGGUUUGAGCGGUGCGGGUACAAAAUGGUACCUGCGCUAUCUCAAAGAAGGCUUAGCACCGGAGGCAGCCAAGGAAAAGGCGCUCAAUCGGCCGAGGGGCAAUCAAGACUCUAAGAAAAGGUCUGCCCAAGAAAUUAGUCCGAUCGAUCAUCAAUCAGCUAAGAAAAGAAGAGGGAAUGAGAAACCUCCACAAGCAAAGGAUGGUACGCAAAUGGCACAACCGAGAAAAAUGAUAUCGGGUAGCAGUUACGCUAAUGUAGCCAAGAGCUUAAGAAUAGCAAUUCUUCCGAAAUCUUACCCGGAAUCAACUCUCUCUAGGGAGGAGCAAGGUAAAAUCGAGGAACUUCUCAUUGAGGAGAUGUAUAAAGGAUGGGAUGCCAAGCUACGAUUUAGCGGGAUACACUUUCGCCCAGGACUUAUACUGGUUGACUGCGUAGACGAGGAUGCGGCUAAUUUUAUCCAUGGAACGGCACCUAAGCUGAACGGAUGGGAAGGCGCUGAACUCACCACGUGUGUCGGGGACAAAAUACCGAAAUUACACAUGUUGACAGUCUACCUCCCAAGAGCUAAAGGGGAAAAGCUGCUAAAACUGCUCAUAACUCAAAAUGAGGGUCUACAUACUCAGCUGUGGAGAGUUUUUAGCAGCAAGGAUCUGAAAAAUGGCAAACUCCUAACAAUCGGGAUUGACAACCGGUCUCAGGAAGCCAUAACAACCAACGGCUGUAGGAUCUUCUACAGGUUCAGUUCCGUCCCAAUUCACCUGCAUAAGGGACGAGACAACAAGGAAAGAAGUAACUCAGCUGGGGAAAAUACACCAGAUGUAGGAACGAUACCUGCAACUGUUGCGGAACUAGUGGAGGAGGAGGCGACCAGGAGCGAGAAGAUUGAAGAUAUCAGCGUGCUACCUCACGAGAGUGAGGACAUUGAGAAUCUAGAUCUCUCUCUACUGAACUUGGCGUCCGAGGAAGACUCCGAAAGAAUCUUUCUGUCAGACACCGACGACGGUCUGAUAGAAGAAACGAAGGAGGAAUAA